AUGUCGUCCCUCGAAGCCAAAAUUGUCGUCCUCGGCUCCCAGAACGUAGGCAAGACGAGCCUCGUCAUGCGCUAUUGCAAAGGCUCCUUCAACCCGGCCCAGACGACGUCUACCGUCGGCGCGAGCUUCAUGACUAAGCGCGUCGUUGAUACCGAUACCGAUACCAUGGUACGCCUACAGAUCUGGGAUACCGCCGGCCAGGAACGCUUCCGGUCCAUCUCCCGCCUCUACUAUCGCGGCGCCAACGCCUGCAUUCUCUGCUACUCCAUCACCGACGCCCAGUCCUUCACCGAGAUGGGCAUCUGGCUCACCGAGCUACGCCGUAAUCUCCCCGGCGACGUUGUCCUCCACGUCGUAGGUACGAAAGCAGACAUGGUCGCCCGUGACCCCUCCCGCCGUGAGGUUCCCUUUGAGCGCUGCAUAGCGUACGUUGCCGAGAACCUCGCCCCCGGGCAGGCCUCCACGCCGCCACCCACCGCUACCCCCAACGGCAUGCCCUCUCUCCUUUCUUCCUCCGACCCACGCCAGUCAUCGUCCCAGGUAUACCAGAGCACGAGCACAUUCGGCGGGGGUGGCGGGGAGCCGCGGAGCCCGAGCUCUAAGCGGUCGUCGGGCUUCUGGGGCCAGGAGGUCGGCUGGGACGCAUGCCACGAGAUCAGCGCCGAGAGCGGCGAGGGCGUCGAGGAGGUUUUCCGCGUUGUGACGCGGAAGCUGGUUGAGCAGAACCGCAAGAUGCAGCAGGCGCUGCUCAUGGCCAUGGCCACGCCGGGGACGCCUGGCUACGAGGCCGGCAUGGACGGCGGCUACUUUGACGGCAUGAACCCGAGGGGCAGCUUCCGCGUCGGUCGCGACAGGCGGAGCUGGCUGUUCUCGCCAAACUUCUCACCGGCGGUUACGGUCGAGCAGGGCGGAACGGAACAGGAGACCGACGAGGCGGCCGGCAAGGCAAGGAAAAGGUGCUGUUGA
Molecule: messenger RNA, 966 nt
Organism: Colletotrichum graminicola M1.001
Lineage: Eukaryota; Fungi; Ascomycota; Sordariomycetes; Glomerellales; Glomerellaceae
Product: Ras family protein
Exons: 2
Coding region: 1-966 (321 amino acids)
Biological process (GO): intracellular protein transport
Cellular component (GO): endomembrane system
Molecular function (GO): GTP binding; GTPase activity
Source: RefSeq, a predicted model, not a curated record